Molecule: messenger RNA, 1431 nt
Organism: Rhipicephalus microplus (southern cattle tick)
Lineage: Eukaryota; Metazoa; Arthropoda; Arachnida; Ixodida; Ixodidae
Gene: pths
Product: probable ATP-dependent RNA helicase DDX47
Cellular component (GO): cytosol
Molecular function (GO): ATP binding; nucleic acid binding; RNA helicase activity
Source: RefSeq, a predicted model, not a curated record
AUGGCAGCGCCCGAGGAGCCCGAAAGCUCGACUGAAGCAAAAGUAGAAAAUGGAGAGAAAUCCGAAGAAAACGUUACUUUCAAGUCAUUGGGUGUCGUGGACGUACUCUGCGAAGCUUGCGAACAGCUCAAGUGGAAGGCCCCCACAAAAAUCCAGCGAGAAGCCUUGCCAGUCGCAUUGCAAGGGCGUGAUGUCAUCGGUCUGGCAGAGACGGGCUCGGGCAAGACGGCAUCUUUUGCAUUGCCUAUCCUUCAAGCACUGCUGGAGACUCCGCAGCGUCUCUUCGCUCUCGUCCUGACACCUACACGGGAGCUGGCAUUCCAGAUCUCCGAGCAGUUCGAAGCUCUUGGUGCCAGCAUCGGCGUCAAGAGUGCUGUGAUUGUGGGGGGCAUUGACAUGAUGACACAAGCACUAACACUGGCCAAGAAACCUCACGUCAUAAUUGCCACCCCUGGUCGUCUGGUGGACCACCUAGAAAACACUAAGGGCUUCAACUUGAAGUCUCUCAAAUACCUGGUGAUGGACGAGGCUGACCGUAUUCUCAACAUGGACUUUGAAGAAGAGGUUGACAAGAUCCUGCGAGUGAUUCCACGGGAGAGGCGCACCUACCUGUACUCGGCAACUAUGACAAAAAAGGUACAAAAACUGCAGCGUGCAUCGUUGCGAGACCCGGUCAAGGUCGAAGUCUCCUCUAAAUACCAGACCGUGGAGAAGCUGAUGCAGUACUACCUGUUCAUACCAGCAAAAUUCAAGGAUGUGUACCUUGUUCACCUCCUGAACGAGCUAGCUGGGAACUCGUUCAUGGUGUUCUGCAGCACCUGCAGCAACACACAGCGCACGGCUCUGCUGCUGCGAAAUUUGGGCUUCACAGCUAUACCGCUCCACGGACAGAUGGGACAGGCAAAGCGUCUGGGUGCCCUCACAAAGUUCAAGUCGAAGAACAGGUCCAUACUGAUUGCCACUGAUGUUGCAAGCAGAGGUCUGGACAUUCCUCACGUCGACUGUGUGGUAAACUUUGACAUCCCAACCCACUCCAAAGACUACAUCCAUCGGGUUGGACGAACAGCUCGGGCAGGCCGUUCCGGGAAGGCCAUAACAUUCGUGACUCAGUACGAUGUGGAACUGUAUCAACGCAUUGAGCAGCUGAUUGGCAAGAAGCUGCCCCUGUAUGAGACGGUCGAGGAGGAAGUGAUGUCUCUCGUCGAGCGAGUCACCGAAGCACAGCGUUUUGCCAAGAUGGAGCUCAAGGAGCAGGAAGACAAAAAAAAGGGCGGAAAGAGGAGAAAAGCUGAUGACGAUGAUGAUGCGGAUGACACUGAACAGGCACUCGGUGUUCAUGAUCGCAUUGGCAAGAAGAACAAGAAGAAUGCCGGUGGCUUCAAGAAAAGGAAAAAGUAGCUUGCAUAAUAAAAAACUACAUCUAAUCUACUG